GGCUUCUUAAAGCUCUUCGACAAGCGCGAAUGUGCGCUAGCAUCGGGGUAGGCGAGCAGUACGACGUUCAUAGGUAUGACUUUGAUACUACUUUUACCUUUUUUUAACUUAAUUAAUGCUGUUCAAUGAGAUGUAAAUUUCAUAUUCCGCUUAUUUACGGCCGUCAUGGAGAUCCAUCGCUGGAGGAAGGCAAAGGUAUUUUAAUAUGUAAAAUAAUGCAAGGAAAUCGCACGCUUUUCUGUCUUAUUACUUACGUGUAUCCAACGUUGUCAGCGCGUGCAGUACCGCAAUCAAAAGAAUUUUGCAAAACUCAUUAGCUUCAUAGUGUAAUAAGCGUGGUGACAGUUUUCAUGAAAUUUUUAUUGUGCUGAUGUACUGGCUAUGCUUGCGUGACGAGUGGAGUGCUGACAUUGAAUUGGGCUAUAACUUGCCCAAUACCAGUGAAGGAUAAGCAGACAGUCGGAUACUUUUACUAAUAAUGGGAGAGUGUGGUAAUAAAGUAUGCAUGUGAUGCUUUUAUGCUACGCAGCAGAUUGAACGUUGACUUUGUUAUUUUGGAUUUAAGACGACUAUGAGUUCAUAUAUUAAGGAAUAAAGAUCGGGUAUCUAACGUUCGUAAGCAACAGCACGACUCCUAAAGUAGUUGAUGCCGGUGCCUGUCUAGUAGCGCUCUGCCAAGCGCUACUGUGAGAGUUAAUUCACAGUAAUUUCUUAUGAGCUUGACAGAUAUUACCGACGUAGUCAAAAGAGUAGGUUUGUAAUCUUAUAAUAACACUUUUAUUUUCCUAUUCUGGCGGACUGGCACCCGAGUUUGUAAUACCUCGUGAUAUCAUUAUCGAUAAGCCUUAUAUCACACCUAUCUACUGUCAGAUUCAUAUCAGAAAUAACUCUCCCGUACAAUUACUCAUACCAAUACAACUGAUAUCAUUCAAAAAACGUUUUAAAAGACUGA
Molecule: messenger RNA, 952 nt
Organism: Plasmopara halstedii
Lineage: Eukaryota; Oomycota; Peronosporomycetes; Peronosporales; Peronosporaceae
Exons: 1
Coding region: 126-317 (63 amino acids)
Source: RefSeq, a predicted model, not a curated record